AUGCCCCCUGCCAAGGGCAACGACACUGCGCCCCCUCCCCACUGGCCUUCCAACGUCAUCUACCUCACCAAGCCCCGCCUUUCCCCUCGCUUCCCUCCAGCCCUUCUACCCCUUCUCGCCCCUUCAUCCUCUUUCGCCCCUCGUCCAGCAAAACAAUUAGCUUCCGUCCAGAUCAAAGUCAUUACGCAGGCCGGCCAUCCAGCGAACGGCCAAUUCGGGCUGUUUGCAAAACAAAAGAUCAAAGAGAACGAGCUCGUCCUGCCCUACUUGGGUGUGAUCCACGUCACAUACACGCCGGAGGAUGGGAGCGAAUCGUUGGUCACGGAUGACCAUUCAGACAGCGACUAUGAUCUUUCGUUGCUGCGGAUAUCGGCUUCCGAUCCUCGAAACCCUUUCCCCGGGCAACACAUUUCCAUAGGCGUGGAUGCCGCCCACGCGGGCAACGGAGGGCGUUUUGUCAACGAUUUCCGGGGCGUCAAGCCUUCCGGCCCCAAUGCCGAAUUCAGAGUUGGGAAGGGUGAAGCAGGGGAGCUGAGGAUGGAAAUUUGGAGCUUGAAAGGCGGCAUAGGAAAGGGCGAAGAGCUUCUGGUCAGUUAUGGGAAAGGGUGGUGGGGCGCCAGGCAGGGGUAG
Messenger RNA from Cryptococcus amylolentus CBS 6039, 630 nucleotides. RefSeq lists its product as hypothetical. The record is from RefSeq and is a predicted model, not a curated record. NCBI's taxonomy places the organism in Eukaryota, Fungi, Basidiomycota, Tremellomycetes, Tremellales, Cryptococcaceae. Bases 1 to 630 code for a protein of 209 amino acids. Gene Ontology annotation, molecular function: protein binding. The transcript has a single exon.